Molecule: messenger RNA, 2264 nt
Organism: Oncorhynchus gorbuscha (pink salmon)
Lineage: Eukaryota; Metazoa; Chordata; Actinopteri; Salmoniformes; Salmonidae
Product: BCL-6 corepressor-like
Exons: 7
Coding region: 1-1134 (377 amino acids)
Biological process (GO): negative regulation of transcription by RNA polymerase II
Cellular component (GO): nucleus
Molecular function (GO): transcription corepressor activity; protein binding
Source: RefSeq, a predicted model, not a curated record
AUGUGUCAGCAGGUCAAGGAAAAGCGAUGCAGCGAGAAGCGGAGGUCUUCAUCCCUGUCGGAUUACUCCCCCUCCUCCCCCGCCCCCCCUCUCACCCUGCCCCCCCAGCUCAGCCCUCUCCCCAGCCCUACAGAGACCCAGGACCGCACGCCAACCCCCUCCAACCCCCCGGUGCACACCUCUACCCCUGCCAACCGACCCAUGCCUCCUGAGGCCCGCAGGCUCAUCGUCAACAAGAACGCAGGAGAGACCCUGCUCCAGAGGGCUUCCCGCCUAGGAUACGAGGAUGUAGUGCUGUACUGCCUGGAGAACAGGGUGUGUGACGUCAAUCACCGUGACAACGCGGGCUACUGUGCGCUGCACGAGGCAUGUGCACGUGGCUGGCUUGCUAUCACUCAGCACCUGCUGGAGCACGGUGCCGACGUCAACUGUAGCGCCCAGGAAGGCACCAGGCCCCUCCAUGACGCGGUGGAGAAUGACCAUCUGGAAGUGGUCCGUCUGCUGCUGUCCUACGGAGCUGACCCAACCCUGGCUACGUACUCUGGCCGCAGCCUCCUCCGCAUGACCCACUCCCACGGCAUGGAGGGAUUCCUCUCUGAUUAUUUUUCCGACCUGAAGGGGCGUGAAGACACUGACGAAGGCAUCUACUGGGAGUUUUACGGCAGCGCCGUGUGUGAGUCAGGUGAGGACCCAGCAGCCUAUGACAUCCUGGCUAACCCCCCAGGCCCAGGAGAGGAGGAGGACACGAGGCAGGGCUUUGAGUUUGAGUUCUCUGACCGACCCCUCCUGCCCUGCUACAACAUUCAGCUCUCCCUCUCACAGGGUCCCAGAAACUGGCUGCUCCUAUCAGACGUCCUGAAGAGACUUAGAAUGUCCUCCAGGGCGUUCAGGGCAGCCUUCGCCCAUCUGGAGGUAGCAACCAUCGCCGAGGCAGAGUUCUACAAGCAGGCGUCACUGUCGCAGCUCUUCUCGUGCCCCGACGAGCUCGCCGCCUUCCUCCCCGACAGCAAGGAGCUGCUGGACCUGGUUGAGACCAGCUCAGAGCUGGCUGCGCUGCUGGGCUCCUCGCUAGAGUGUUUGGACAGCCGAUGGGAGCCCAAAGGGGCCCGGGUCAAAGCUAAAGCCCACUCGUGACCCUGAGAUACACACACAGAGGGUGACUCUCAAUAAGAUCUACUUUCUCCUGAAGUGGACACUCCUUCACUAGUUCCCACAAAUCUGGUGCAGUUAUUUGGCUAGUGGUAGUUUUAUAUAAUAAUAAUAUAAUAUAUGCCAUUUAGCAGACGCUUUUAUCCAAAGCGACUUACAGUCAUGUGUGCAUACAUUCUACGUAUGGGUGGUCCCGGGGAUCGAACCCACUACCCUGGCGUUACAAGCGCCAUGCUCUACCAACUGAGCUACAGAAGGACCAUGUCCUUUCCUUUCAAAUCGGUGAAGGGAAGUGAACACUUUGGGAGGAAGGAGAGAGUAUUGGCACGUAGCCAACACACACACAUGCUCCAUGUGUACGUUCCCAUGCCCUGUGAGGACUGGACGUUGAAUACUGGACAGUAUCACUUCAAAGACGAAACAGACCCCAGCGCCACACAAACUGCAUUUUUUAAAUAAAUAUAUUAUAUAUGUGUACAUUAACAGCCGAUUUAAUUUGUUCUAUAUAUAUAUAUAUGUAUGUAUGUAUAUCCAUACUGUAUAUCUGCUGCUUUGGUUGUCAUGUUGUGGUCAGGUUGUGGGUUUUGACACUGUUUGGGUUGACUAGACUAGUGAACAGGUCAGGAGCAAUGUGAGUCGAAUGUGGACCUCUGAGGUAAAGGUUAUUGUUUUACUUUGGAUCAUGGCAGUGCACUUGAUUUGAGCUUUACCGACCCAUUGGACUUUGACAGAUAUAUAUAUAGAGGUGAACUGUGACAAAAACAUUUUAGCACUCAUGGCUCAUCCCAAAGAUUUGGGGAUUUUAUUUUCAACAUUGUCUAAAAACCUAGCUUUAUUUGUAUCUUAUUUAUGACAAUGAGGAAUUAAGAUAGUUGAUGUGUGGGUUUUUUGUCAAAUAUAAAUGUAAGAUACUACAAGACAUUUCAAUUGAAGAGUGUGAUUCAUGCUUGAACUUGUAAAUAAGACCAUUUCAGUAACGGUUUUUCUGACUGGGGUGUUUGAUUUGUUUGUUUGUUUUGGCAAUGUAAGUGUUUAAACUUUGUAAUUAAAUACACUAUUAUUUGUAUUUAUAUUUUACAAAAAAAAUAAUUUAAAUAAAUCGCAAUACAAGUUAA